GAGCGGUGCUGCCGCGGUACCAGCCUCCGGUCUGUCGCCGGGACUGCCCCUGACCCAGGAGCCCCCACUGCUCGGUGGCUGGAGGGCCGGCGGAGCGCCAUGGCCUGCAUCCUGAAGAGAAAGUCUGUGAUUGCGGUGAGCUUCAUAGUGGCGUUCCUCUUCCUGCUGGUUGUGCGUCUUGUAAAUGAAGUGAAUUUCCCAUUGCUACUAAACUGCUUUGGACAACCUGGUACAAAAUGGAUACCAUUCUCCUACACACACAGGCGGCCCCUUCGAACUCACUAUGGAUACAUAAAUGUGAGGACACAAGAGCCUUUGCAACUAGACUGUGACCUUUGUGCCAUAGUGUCAAACUCAGGUCAAAUGAUUGGCCAGAAAGUUGGGAAUGAGAUCGAUCAGUACUCCUGCAUUUGGAGAAUGAACAAUGCUCCCACCAAGGGCUAUGAAGAAGAUGUUGGCCACAUGACAAUGAUUCGAGUUGUGUCCCAUACCAGUGUACCUCUUUUGCUCAAAAACCCUGAUUAUUUUUUCAAGGAGGCAAACACUACUGUUUAUGUUAUUUGGGGCCCUUUUCGCAAUAUGAGGAAAGAUGGCAAUGGCAUUGUUUACAACAUGCUGAAAAAGACUGUUGACAUCUACCCAAACGCCCACAUCUAUGUGACCACAGAGAAGCGCAUGAGUUACUGUGAUGGAGUUUUUAAGAAGGAAACUGGGAAAGACAGAGUCCAGUCUGGCUCUUAUCUCAGCACCGGGUGGUUUACCUUCAUUCUGGCCAUGGAUGCCUGCUACAGUAUUCACGUCUACGGGAUGAUAAAUGACACCUACUGCAAGACAGAAGGGUAUAGAAAAGUUCCCUACCAUUACUAUGAACAAGGAAGAGAUGAGUGUGAUGAGUAUUUUCUUCAUGAACAUGCUCCAUAUGGGGGACAUAGAUUUAUCACUGAAAAGAAAGUGUUUGCUAACUGGGCCAAGAAACACAGAAUGAUAUUUACACACCCAAACUGGACAGUGUCUUGAUAUUGGUUUUCUGAUCUUGCCAUACCACUUGACAUGAUUAUGAUACUUCAACUAUGAUGCUAAGAAUGAUGGUGAUGGUGAUGGUGACAUCAACAACGAUGAUCAAGUUUCUGUACAUUCUCAGAUAUGGGUGGUGGCUCUACCAGUAAUUUGAACUUGGGACCCGUGGAGGGUGGUUGUGCUCAUUAUAUUCUUUCUGAAGGUUCAAUACUACAUACUGCACUUUAUAAUUUAACUGGAAUUAAAUGAAGGCCAGUAACUGGGCAGCAGUGACUCAAGAAAUGGAAAGAUUAUCUUUAAAUAUAGCUGCUGAGAAUUCUUGAAGAGGGAGGAUUUUAAAAACUCUGGAAUAUGGCCUCCUGAGGCCAGGUUAUUAACUCCAGGGGCUCGUGCACCUGAGCACCUCUAUCAUCUUGAAUGGUUAAUUGUGAAACACUCACACCAGAAAUGAAGUUGGGGUGCAAGUGCUUACCACAGUUCCUUGUUAGUCUGGGGACAGGGAAGAAUCUCUUCCUGAUCAUCUUUCUACAGUAAUUUCUACAGCUAAAGCCUCAGGCCAUUACCUGAUUAGCAAAGUAUCAUGGACAUCCCUCCCAUCAGGAUUACUUGAUUAUCUCUUAUACUUAAUUCAAAAUGGGCCAAAUAGCAAAUCUUGAUGAAUUUCCAUUCUUACCACUCCAUUCUCACUACCCCAAACAUUAUAACGAAACAUGUUAAUAGAAUGAUCUAUGUUAAUGUUUAGUUAUUUUUGAUUGAGCCCUAAACAUUUCAGAAGGCUAUUAACAUGUAAGAUACCAACACUGUAACAACAUAUACUGUGAAAACAACAUCACCAAAAGGGUUUACUAACUCUUCAACAACCAACAACACAAAUGUAUAUGCUUUUUAAAAUCAUGAAACAGGGAAAGCAAAGCAUAUUUUUACAUCACUUUGUAAUUUACCAUACUUCAUAAUAUAUAUUUGUAUAUUCAAAUUUCUAUUUUAUAGGCCUGAUUAUGCCUCUUCAUACAUUACAUUAUCUUUGCCAAGUGCCAACUCUUAGACAUGGAGAGGAUAUGAUUCGUUGCAUUUAAUCUAAUCAGAGUUUUGCCUUCUUGGGGUUUAUUUUCCCCUCAGUGUACCAGUUAUCAUACCAUGUUAGCAACAGCAAUGACCUUAAUGCCCAAAGUGGUUUGUAAUUUGGGGUCCUUUCACAGAUAUAUUAUCCCAUGUAAUGCCCAAGACCAUUGCAUUGGACUAUUGCCUACACCUUCUGGUAUGUCCUUAGCAAUGAUCUGUAAUUUGUUAAUUGGUCUAAUGUACUCCAGAUUACUCCUUGUGCUAAUAGUUUCAUAGGUUAGCAAUUGAUUUCAGUGCCAAAUACAUUAUAUCUAGAUGAUGCAAAAAGUAUCACAAGGAUGGUCCUGACCAUAGACCAGCACCCUUGUGGACAUAGGUACUUUUUAAUGACUAUUUAGAUGGGGAAAGGAUGAGAUAGCAGGAAGGAAGGGAAGCAGAAAAAUAAUUUCCUGCCCCCAUCGUAAUAUGAUUCUGUUCUCCAUACUGAUCAUUAAAUUUUAGAAGGUUGAUUUGCUUAGAGACCAAAACAUCUUUGCAAAUCAUUCAAAAGACAAAAUACAGGCUUAAUUGACAAACUAUUCUGGAGGCUGGAAAGAAAGUACUGAUGCAUUUCACCUCAGGGGUACUGGGGUCUUGACCAGUGCUAAAAGUCCUACGGUUAGUUAUUAUCAGAAUGGGCCAUCUUGGGCAGGUGCCUCUUUGCACUCUCUUCUGCCAUCUUAGUACCCCAGUACUCAAAUUCAUAAAAAUAACAAAGUGCCAGUUCCAUCACUAGAACUAUUAUUGUUGCUAUUCUUUUUUUUCCUUAUGUGAUUUUCAAUUCUGUGUAUGUUUUUUCAAGCUAAUGAUGAAUAGAAAUGCCCAAUCAAAGAAAAAUAAACAGAUACAAAUGUUAGAAUUGUAAAGCCGACUGUUCCCCCCCCAUUGUGAUAUAGAAGUCUACUUUUA
Condylura cristata (star-nosed mole) is the source of this 3024-nucleotide messenger RNA. It is a transcript of the gene ST6GALNAC3, whose product is annotated as ST6 (alpha-N-acetyl-neuraminyl-2,3-beta-galactosyl-1,3)-N-acetylgalactosaminide alpha-2,6-sialyltransferase 3. Bases 100 to 1017 code for a protein of 305 amino acids. The transcript has 5 exons. Gene Ontology annotation, biological process: oligosaccharide metabolic process; ganglioside biosynthetic process. The record is from RefSeq and is a predicted model, not a curated record. Gene Ontology annotation, molecular function: alpha-N-acetylgalactosaminide alpha-2,6-sialyltransferase activity. NCBI's taxonomy places the organism in Eukaryota, Metazoa, Chordata, Mammalia, Eulipotyphla, Talpidae.